This is a messenger RNA of Anolis sagrei ordinatus, 2433 nucleotides long. The record is from RefSeq and is a predicted model, not a curated record. Lineage: Eukaryota; Metazoa; Chordata; Lepidosauria; Squamata; Anolidae.
AUGAGUGAAGGAAGGAACAACGUUCCUAACUGUUUAAGAGAAUCUGUCUUAUUGUCUCAAUACAUCCUGCAGAUCAGUGGACAGCUCUCACCUCGUCUGUUCCGUAAGCUGCCACCAAGGGUUUGCGUGUCUCUGAAGAGCAUUGUUGAUGAACAUUUCUUAUGCGCAGGGCACAUAUUCCUUGGUUUCUCUAAAUGUGGAAGAUAUGUCCUGUCCUACACAAGCAGCAGUGGUGAUGAUGACUUUUCCUUCUAUAUUUACCAUCUCUACUGGUGGGAAUUCAAUGUCCACAGCAAACUAAAAAUGGUUCGUCAGGUUCGGUUGUUCCAAGAUGAAGAAAUCUACAGUGACCUUUAUCUGACAGUGUGUGAGUGGCCCAGUGAUUCCUCCAAGGUCAUUGUCUUUGGUUUCAAUACUCGUUCAGCUAAUGGCCUGCUCAUGAACAUGAUGAUGAGUGAUGAAAACCAUCGAGAUAUCUACAUUAGUACAGUUGCCAUGCCUCCUCUCACACACUGCUCUAGCUGCAGGGAUAUGGCCAUUGCACAUCCAGGUGACCCCAGUGCCAAGUGCUUGCAGCAUGGCUUCAUGCUGCACACGAAAUACCAGGUGGUGUACCCAUUCCCCACAUUCCAGCCAGCAUUCCAACUUAAGAAGGACCAAGUAGUGCUGCUUAAUACCAGCUACUCUUUGGUGGCCUGUGCUGUUUCUGUGCAUACAUCAGAUGAGAACAGCUUUUCCCAAAUCCUUUACAAUCAGAGUCGCCAGUCCUGCUCUCCUGCUGGAGAAGGUAGCCAUACAAAUCUUGUGCCACAGACCCCUGUGGGCUCUGAGAAAGUGCCGGAAAGAGACAGCUGCCCUUCACGGAGUGGAGAUGGAUUGCAGCCACCACCUAUUGCUGUGCCUUCACAGGACAUAGAAAACCAUGACUCACCCGCUGUGGCUAUGGCUAAGGAAUUUGUAGCGGACAUCUUCCGGAGGGCCAAGGAAGCCAAGGGCACCAACCCAAUGGAAGUGGAGUCAGGCAAUGGGUUUGAAUGCCUUCUUGAUUCAGGUGGCACCCAAAGCCAGGGCACAUUAACUUCUUGGGAUCUUGGGAAGACUUUAGGAACUUGCUUGCAUGGAGGUGGCACUCGCAGCUCCACAUCUUCUGCGGCAGAUAGCCUUUCAGAUGUGGGGGGAUCUCCCAAAAACUCCCCCAGUGCUCAUUCUGAACUGGAAAACCAGCUUGCUGAGCCAGGCUAUGUGAACUAUACCAAAUUGCGCUAUGUCCUGGAGCCCAAUGAUUCCUCUGAGGCUGAGGAAGAGUAUGAAGAUGACAAGAUCUCCUUGCCAUUUGUUGUGACAGAUCUCCGAGGAAGGAAUUUGAAAUUGCUGAAGGAGAAGGCUGUUUGUCAGGGACAAUACUUAACAGUAGAGCAGCUGACUCUGGACUUUGAAUAUGUCAUUAACGAGGUGAUCCGGAACGAUGCUUCAUGGUCUAAGCAGUUCUGCUCCUUCAGUGACUAUGACAUUGUCAUCUUGGAGGUGUGUCCAGAAACCAACCAGGUUAUCAUCAAUAUUGGACUCUUGCUCCUGGCUUUCCCUUCCCCGGAUGAAGAGGGACAACUCAGGCCAAAGACCUAUCACACCAGCCUCAAAGUUGCGUGGGAUCUCAACACAGGCAUCUUCGUCACUGUCAGUGUGGGAGACCUCACUGAAGUCAAAGGCCAGACCAGUGGCAGCGUGUGGAGCUCCUAUCGGAAAAGUUGUGUGGACAUGGUAAUGAAGUGGCUGGUGCCCGAGAGCAGUGGCCGUUACGUCAACAGGAUGACCAACGAGGCCCUUCAUAAAGGCUGUUCUUUGAAAUUCCUUGCGGACAACGAGCGCUACACAUGGAUUGUCUUAUGAAGUCAGGUUCAAAAAGAAGCUUGCAUCAGUAGUUCAUUUCCUGCCAUAAAUGUGUGUCAGAUUCAACUACCUCCUUGUUCAAAGUUGUUUUUAAUUUCCCCAUCCCUUUUGAGUCAACAGUUGCGCGCCUGACCUUGUGUUGGACUGUCUGGGAGUAAAACUGCUCUGGAGAACCUACCUCUCCUUGCAGGCUCAUCUUAGAAGUUGGGCUGCGCAAGCCCCAGCUGAGCAAGAGCGCUCCCCAGAAAGCAGGGCCUCCACCGUCACCGCAUCUGUCUCCGUGUGAAGCCGCAAGGAGUCUUCUGCAGGGUUUGCCCUCCCCUGGUGCUAAAGCAUGAAUGAUCCCAGGGCAAUGUUUGUUCCGUUAUAAGGAGACCAAAACCCCUUCCCUUCUUUAAAUGUCAUUCUGUGUUUCAGGCACUUCACUAUCACUCCCAUUGGAGGAGUGAUUUUUCCCCCCUCUUAAGUGUACAUGACACCCUCUAUUUCCCAUCCUAAUUUGUCUCCAGCAGGUUUUCUGUUCCUGCAAUAAACAUUUAAAUUUGA